CUUUCUGGGAAUGUGCACACACACACACACACACACACACAGACGGGUCACAGUCACCACUGCUUCCUGUUUUUUGAACCGGUUCGGUCUUCCCUCGUACCAGGUGGAACCAGCGAGCCGUAAAAGAGGAAAGCUCAAUGAUUUUAGGGUCGCGGCGUGCGGCGUGUCCGGUGUCGGCGGCCACGGGGAUCGCUGCGGGAUGCUUUUGAAACAUUGGCUCGCUGCGGUGUCAGCGCAGCGCAACCAGACCGACCGGAUCGACUCAAUUACGACGGACGCCGGGUCGAAACCCGAGCCCCCAAACGCCGCCGAGAAGUAGACAGCUGAGGCGGGGGUGAACCCGGCGGCAUGGAGGCACUCAGGGACUCUUUUCUGCGUCUGAAUUUUCAGAUGUCAUCGUACAAGAGAGCCACGCUGGACGAGGAGGACCUUGUGGACUCCGCUGGUGAGGAUGGCUACCCGUCGACACCCAUGCAAGUGAGUCUUCGACAGGGCCGCGGCUUCCCGUGCUGGCCCGAUAGAACGCCGAGGGAGCGAUGGCUUCUGGUUCUGGUCUGCGCGCUGUCCGGAGGCCUUUUCGUUUCACUCAUCACAACCGCCGUCUUCUACCGCCAGACGCAUCCGGGCAUUUGCCUGACAGAGCCGUGCAUCGCCGUGGCCAGCGCCGUCAUGGGGGCCCUGGACCGCUCGGUGGAUCCCUGCCACGACUUCUACGACUAUGCCUGCGGGGGCUGGGUAAAGAGCAACCCCCUCCCUGAAGGCAAGUCCCGCUGGGGGCCUUUCAGCACCCUGUGGGAGCACAACAUGCUUGUGAUGAAGCAACUAUUAGAGAACACGACGAUGAAAGAUCUGAGCCAAGCCGAGGAGAAGGCCCAGCGAUACUACCGGGCCUGCAUGAACGAGUCAAAGAUCGAAGAGUUGGGGGCGAAGCCGUUGCAGGAACUUAUCACGCAGAUGGGAGGAUGGGCCCUGACCGGACCCUGGAACAGAGACAACUUCCAGGACGUCCUCCGCGCCGUGUCUGCAAACUACCGCACCUCGCCGUUCUUCACCGUGUAUGUCAGUACCGACUCCAAGAACUCCUCCAGUAACAUCAUCCAGGUGGAUCAGUCCAGCCUGGGCCUCCCGUCGCGGGAUUACUACCUCAACAAAACGGCCAAUGAAAAGUAUCUGACCGCAUACCAGAACUUCCUGGUGGAGUUGGGAGUCCUCCUGGGGGGCUCCGAGGAGACGUCUCGGCUGCUCAUGGGGGAGAUUGUGGACUUUGAAACGGCCCUGGCCAACAUCACCGUCCCCGUGGAGGAGAGACGGGACGAGGAGCUCAUUUACCACAAGAUGGAGGCCAAAGACCUCAAGAGUCUGGCUCCUGCGGUGGACUGGAUACCGUACCUCAACGAGGUGUUCGCGCCUGUGUCGCUCACCGAGGCCGAGCCGGUGGUGGUCUACGCCAAGGAGUACCUCCAGAAAGUGUCGGAGCUCAUAACAAACACCAAUAAAAGCCUUCUCAACAACUACAUGAUCAUGAAGGUGGUGAGGAAGAUGGUCUCCAUCUUGGACCAGAGAUUUCAGGAUGUCGAGCAGCGCUUCCUCGAGGUCAUGUACGGAACUAAAAAGAGCUGCACUCCUCGCUGGAAACUGUGCGUCAGCGACACGGACAGCGGGCUGGGAUUCGCCCUGGGCGCCAUGUUUGUCAAGGCCACUUUCAGCGAGGACAGCAAGGCCAUUGCCGAGAACAUGGUCGGGGAGAUCAAAAGCGCGUUUGAGGACGGCCUGAAGUACGUGAGCUGGAUGGACGUGGACACGAAAAAGGCCGCGAAAGAGAAGGCAGAUGCAAUUUACAACAUGGUGGGCUACCCGGAGUUCAUUAUGAACACCACAAGGCUGGACAAAGUAUUCAACGAUUUCGAGGUGGUGCCGGAUCUGUACUUCCAGAACGUCAUGCAGUACUACAACUUCUCCGCCAGAGUGACAGCCGACCAGUUGAGAAAAAUUCCGAACAGAAACCAGUGGAGCAUGACCCCCCCAACGGUGAAUGCAUAUUACAACCCCACCAAGAACGAGAUGGUUUUGCCGGCGGGAAUCCUCCAAAUCCCGUUCUACAGCCGCCACUGGCCCAAGGCUCUUAACUUUGGUGGAAUCGGGGUCGUCAUGGGGCACGAACUGACUCACGCUUUUGAUGACCAAGGGAGGGAAUACGACAAAGACGGCAACCUGCGCUCUUGGUGGAAGAACUCGUCUGUGGAGGCCUUCAAGAAGCAGACGCAGUGCAUGGUGGAGCAGUACGGCAACUACAGCGUCAACCGGGAGCCCCUCAACGGUCGCCACACGCUGGGAGAGAACAUCGCCGACAACGGCGGGCUCAAGGCCGCCUACGAGGCUUACGUGAAUUGGGUCGCAAAGAACGGUGAGGAAGCCACGCUGCCAGCCCUGGGAAUGACCAACCGCCAGCUCUUUUUUGUGGGAUUUGCACAGGUGUGGUGCUCCGUCAGGACGCCCGAGAGUUCGCACGAGGGCGUCAUCACCGACCCGCACAGCCCGUCCAGGUUCCGAGUCAUCGGGACCGUCUCCAACUCGCACGAGUUCUCCGAGCACUUUGGCUGCAAAGCCGGCGCGCCCAUGAACCCCAAACACAAGUGUGAGCUGUGGUAAGGCCUCGCAGUGGACUGGAAGAACCGAGAAGAACCUCUCAAUCCGCGUCGGCCUACGUCACGAACAAAUGUGCCUGCUUUGUGUGGACGAUGGCAUCUCCAACACACUUUUCUGGACUUUAAAGAAGACGUUUUAUGCAUUUUUGUUUCCCCACCGCAAGUCACAACCGUUCCCCAAGUGUCUUAAUAACAUGUCUGUGACGUGCUUCUAGAAAAAUACCCCAAGGAUCAAAAGUUCUAGACACUCGACACGCGUUUUCUUGUCUUGCUGAAAUUCGCCCAUUUUCAGGGGCCGGCCGUGCCCAUGCCAGCGACCGACACAUAUUCUGUACUGCUGGUUGACGUUACCAUGGCAACCGAAUAUAGCCAUAGGGGAUUUUUGCAUUCUUCUACUUGAGGGACGAGCGUGUAAGGAAGAAGAAAAAGUAUUAUCACUCAUGGAGGCAGCACUUUAUAUACACUAUACUGUGUGCAUGCGGAGCAUCAAAAACCCAAAUAGCCCAACACCGCCAUCGCAUUGACAAAAUUGAUAUGCGACAUUUAUCGGACGCAAACACUAAUCUGCCCAUUUGACACGAUUCAUUGCAGGUCUGCUCUGAUUUUGACUUUGACGUAAUAGCGGGGGCGUCACAGCCACGAGGGAUGUGGCUGUUGCCGCAUGGUAGAGUUGCAGGAGUGUUCGAGAACUUCACUCCGCCUAGCUGCCAAUGUCACGCAUCAAAAAAAUUAUUGUGACCGUGGUUAUUACAUAAAUCGGCCCGUGACAGUUUGCGUUUAUUGGCUUUGUACACAAGCCAAUAAAAAAGGCAGUUUCCCAUGACACGUUCCUUUUUUAGGACUGCUGAGCUAUAAAUGUGCAUUUUUUUUUUUUUUUUGAACACUGGAAGUAUAUCUUUUCAAGUUGAGAGAACAACUUUCUAAAAUGUCGGAAUGACACACACUGAGCUGCUUUUUUUUUUUUUUGCGCCUGGUUUCCCAAACUUUCGGUUCCCUCCGAUGUUAACCAUCUGGCGCCGAUUGCCACAGCAUAGACACGAACACACAUGAAUGUACUACGAUAACCCUAAACUAGUGAGCCCUUGACAAGAAAUGGGGUGAUCAAUGCUCAGUAAACCAAGUCUGGGAAACCCCUCUCUACAGAGCUCGUGCACGCGACGUCACCAUUUUCACGGCGCCAUAUUGCCGGUCAAACAGAGCUGCUCGAACCGGAGCAGAAUAUUCACAAUGCCCCGAGACCCGUUGUGCUGUUGGUUGUCACAACAGACGAGACAGAUAUUCAAAGAGAUCAUUCAAUGGAAUACCAGCUAAAAAGACCAGAAAAUAUCGAUGGAUUUCGGCAAUUAAACAUGAUGCAUGGUGCCCAACCAAUAUACACACACGCCUGUGUAGCGAUCGCGUCAUUUCAGGUAGGAAUUCUUCUUCUCAAUCUCAAGUUACCAAAAAGUAUUUAUAAUGCAAAUUUGGCUCAUUUGAGAACAAUGCAUCCCCCCCAAAAAAAACAAAAAAACGACAGGGAGUCGUCAACAACGUGCAGGAAGCGUGUUGCAGCCACACAUUAAUCUUCAGUAAAGUUCUCCCCGACAGACUUUUUUUUUUUUUUCUAAGAUGCAUUGUUCUCAAAUGAAUCCAAUGCGUAUUUAAAAAAAGAAAAUAAACCGUCGGUCACUCAAGAGGUUUAUGUAGGUUAACGUGCGGGUGCAACACGCUUCCGCUUAUGGGGGCUGAAGCCUAUCCCAGCGGUUUAUUUUGUUUUUUUUAAAUACGCAUUGGACUCAUUGGAGAACAAUGCAUAUUUUCAAGAAAAAAAAUGUCCGUCACGGACAGGUUCACCGAAUUUUAAUGUGUGGCCGCAACACACUUCCGCUCCAUCACUACGUGGGAUUUGUUCCUGAUUGAGAACAGAUCCAGCAACGAAGUAUUUGUAUGCGUCCAGACUUUUAUAUGCUUUUGAACUUUUCCGUGUAAAUCUCGACGACUUACUCAUGUGUAGAUCCAGUUGUCCAAGACAAGCGGAAUCCAAUUUCUUAUUGGUGAAAACAUCGACUUUGGCAUUAAAUACGGGUCCUCUAUGGCGAGUUUAUCUAAUUUUUCCACGUACCUUCGUUUAUUGUCACCUUCUAAAUGUCCAAUUGUAUCGGACAAGACUCUGGGCGUCGUGCUAUCAGACAUAUUUUGUGUUGUCUCCAACCGACUUAGCGUUGAACAAUACUUUGUUAGACCGGCAAUAUGGCGACGUAAACAAGUUACGUGAUUUUAUGACAUAGGUGCACGAGCUCUAUACUGUACUUUAUUCACUUCUACAGUGGUGCCUUGAGAUAUGAGCGACCCGAGAUACGCGUUUGUCCUUUUUUUUUUUUUUUUUUUAAACUUUCAAGUGGAUACUCAAAACGUCAGCGCUGCAUGGUGACAGUCAUCUCAUUUCAACUCGAUUCUAAACAAGGAGCAAUUCGGAAAAUAGUGAAAGUCUUCAAGAUGUUAAUUAGCACUCCUGGCUGGUUUACGGUUAAACUAAACAUUAAGAAUUACACAUCGUGGAUUUUAAAGAAAAGCACAUAGCUUUCCCUUAAAAAAGUUAGCUUAAUGGUAACAAACAAUGCAAAACGCCAUGCUAUGCUAUGCUAUGCUAACAGUUACCAACCAUUGUCACGCUUUCAGAAGCAAUGAAUAAAUACAAACGGUGGAGCAACACGUGUAGAUAGAUAAUAUAUCAGUACUACAGGCAUAUAUUCUUAUUUUGUCUACAAAAGAUGACUAAUAUUGGAGCAUCCUACCGAGUCACCUAGUAGAAGUACUUCUCCUUUUCAUUUGUGUCUACAUGACUAUACCGCUUUCCAGUGGCUGAGGUGGGCACAAUGAAGUGGACUGAACAAACAGUUUGGUUCUUAUAUUCUGCUUAACUAUGUUAUUGUAUUCCUUUUUCAUGAAGUACGAUUUUAAAAAGUGCGGGUUUUCCUCAUAAAAAAAUUGGGGGGGGGGGGGCUAAAACUGAACAAUGGCAUUUCCAUUCAUUUCAGUGGGGAUAGAUUAUUUGAGAUAUGGGUGUUUUGAGUUGUGAGCGUGGUCAUGGAACAAAUUUAACUUGUAUCUGAAGGCACCACUAUGUUUUAUUUAUGUCACAUUUUCCGAUAAUCCUCAGUCGGGGACCAGUGUAUAUUUUUUAAACUUUUAUUUUGGGCCUGUUGAAACAUGAAAGUCCACUUCGAGAGGAUUCAAAAGCCAUAUACAGAAUUAAUAGAAUGUAUAAUACAAAUAUUGCGUGGAGAGCUGCACUGUCCGGGAGGGUUGGGGGUAGUACAACAUCGUGAGGCUGUCAUAAAUUUUAUCAGGAGAAUGUUAAGAUGAAUUGUUGUAUUUUGUGACAAAGCCAAUUUUGGACUGAUAUGAACGCCUACGGGGAAAAAAACCAAGAAUGGCACUCUCAACCAAAACAGACCAACUUUACCACUUCUGAUUUUAUGUGUAAAACUAUUUUGCUUAAUAAAAUGAUCAUAAAACACA
Messenger RNA from Syngnathoides biaculeatus (alligator pipefish), 6146 nucleotides. RefSeq names its product endothelin converting enzyme 1 (gene ece1). Gene Ontology annotation, molecular function: metalloendopeptidase activity. The coding region runs from base 349 to 2649 and encodes 766 amino acids. Gene Ontology annotation, biological process: peptide hormone processing. The transcript has 18 exons. The record is from RefSeq and is a predicted model, not a curated record. Gene Ontology annotation, cellular component: plasma membrane. Lineage: Eukaryota; Metazoa; Chordata; Actinopteri; Syngnathiformes; Syngnathidae.